AGCUUGGUGACAUCGGUAUUAAAUACCAACACUCGUCCGGACAGCGAUUGGGGGUUAAGUCGCGUGAUUUUUCAUACAGAAAUUCAUCACACAAGAAGGCGAGCGUAAAUCACACAAUGGCAACCGGAAAUGUUGCUCUGAACACGGCGGCUACUUGCUACUCGCCCCUAGAAUCCGAUCAAGAGGCUGGGGUGUCUCAGUUUCGGAUUGCCACAUUGCUCCCUGGAGAAUGGGCGGAACCCAUUCGAUGUCGGCUUGCAAUCCACUCUUUGCAUGAUCCUCCACGAUAUGAGACGAUUUCGUACGCGUGGGGAGACCCACAAGACACAGGACAAGUCUUCGUAGACAAUGUGGAGUUGACGGUACCCAGCAGUCUCGUGCUAUGUCUUCGUCACCUACGCAGCAACGAGAACGAAUUGGCCUUGUGGACGGAUGCUAUCUGCAUCGACCAAUCCAAUCAAGCAGAAAGAGCUUUGCAGGUUAUGAAUAUGGGGGCGAUAUACUGGAGAUGUUUCUCAAUGUAUGUCUGGCUUGGCGAGCCUGUAUCUUUGUCGAAAUUUGAGAAUCCCUUUGGGAUCGUAGUGCAUUGGGCGGAGGAUAAGCACUUCUACGACUACCCAGGGUUUACCCGCUCAGAAGAAUCAGGACAAUGGGUCUUUACCGAUAAUGCCGCCUAUCAGCAAAUGUACGCAGUAUUCGUUGACUUCAUCUCAAAGCCAUGGUGGACAAGGUUGUGGUGUGUGCAGGAGAUCGCCUUAUGUCCACAGGCUAUAGUAGUAUCGGGAUCCUGGCGAAUAUCAUGGGCAUCAGUCCUGAAAGCGAAGGAGAGCCAUGUGCGCCACGAUACCCAGUGUUGCGCGGGCAUUGCCAAUCAGAUGCCUGCAAGAUACACUUACUUCCCCGACCAUUUGCUCGGUCUUCCCCAGAGAUCUAAUCUGAUAGAGCUGGACCGAGUAAUCCGCGGUCUCAGACAUAAGCUCUGCAAAGAUCCAAGAGAUAAAAUAUACGGUCUCCUAGGGCUACUCUGGAAUAGUCCGUACGCAAAAUUCACCGUCGAUUACUCUUUGCCCGUGGGCACGCUAUACCAACAAACCACAGAAAAGGUGAUUCAGCAAGCAAAAGGAGACUUGCAGUUCCUAACUGGUACCGGGAUGGGCUCAGACUGCUAUGACAUGCCGUCGUGGGUGCGAAAUUUCGCAGCUCCACUCGACAGCGCCGAAGCCAGCCACGAAUACGCUCGCUACAAGGGCUACAACUCCUACAACGCCAGUGGCCACAUGAAUAGUGCGACACGCAUACUCGAAGGCAGCAUCUUGAGUUUAUCUGGCAAGUGCAUCGACCGCAUCGAAAGCAUUGGCUCCCCCCUCCGCCACAAAGACUGGACCCACGUCCUCGACACCAUCCAAAGCUGGCUCGACAUCGCCGGCCUCUCGCCCCCCCGCGCCUCUUCCCCCGGCUCGGCUCAAGACCGCUUCUGGCGCGCCGUCCUCGGCGACUACAUGCCCGACUCGCAGUCCGGCGUCGCAUCGUGGAGCCGCAUUGGCACGACCGCCGCCCCGGGCGUCUCGACCUGGUACGCUGACGCGCGGGCGCGCCUGCGCGACGGCCUCGAGCCACUUUUGCAGGCGCCGAUGCAUGCGCUGUGGAUCGCAGCACACAAGCGCAUGUUCUUCUGCACGGGCGAGGGUCAUUUUGGACUGUGCUUUCCACAUUCGAGGCCUGGGGAUGAGGUGUGGGUGCUUGCGGGGGGAAAAGUGCUGUUUGUGCUGCGCCCGGCGGGUGGUGAUGUUGAGGAGGGAGGAGGGGAGGCUGAGAGACCGCCAAGGUUCAAGUUGAUCGGGGAGUGCUAUUUGCAUGGUUUCAUGGACGGGGAGGCUUUGGAUACGGAGGAUGAACAGCUGGGGCCUUUGUACCUGGUAUAGAGGAUGCGAGUAGAUGGGAAAUGGGACAUACGAGAUAGAAUGAUGCAAAGGAUCAUUUUUGUGGGGGUCUCACUCUCUCUUGCUCCGAUCAUGAACACAUGUGUAAGUAAGUCAAGUCUAGGAAUCACAUCUUUGGUCCAUCUGGAACGUCAAGGUCAUUCUCUAGAAAAAGUAGGCCGUGAACAUGCUUGAUGUAGUGGA
This is a messenger RNA of Boeremia exigua, 2123 nucleotides long. Its product is annotated as heterokaryon incompatibility protein-domain-containing protein. The record is from RefSeq and is a predicted model, not a curated record. The transcript has a single exon. NCBI's taxonomy places the organism in Eukaryota, Fungi, Ascomycota, Dothideomycetes, Pleosporales, Didymellaceae. The coding region runs from base 117 to 1922 and encodes 601 amino acids.